GGAGCCGCACCGUCGAGACGAGCGCCAGCCGGGACGCUCUAGGCCUCAUGGCGGUUGUUCCGGGCGGCAUGGAGGAGCGGCGGUACCGGGCGGUGUCGGGGGCGCCCAUCGCGCUGCGGCGCCGCCAGCACAGCGCCUCCUGCCGGGAGCUGGCGGUGCGCGGCCCCCGCCUGCAGCUCCGCUCGCUCAGCGCCGUCACCUCCGCGGUGUGGCUGGCGGCCUACGGGCUCUUCGCGCUCAGCGAGAAUAGUAUGGUGCUUUCUGCUGCUAUAUUCAUCACACUGUUUGGCCUGAUUGUGUAUCUGCACUUUGUGAAAAUUGACCAGGAAUCUCUGUUAAUCAUCGGCUCACUCGGCAUUCAGGUGACUUCAUCCUAUGCUUCAGGGAAGGAGAGCACAACCUUCAUUGAGAUGAGUCAAGUGAAGGAUGUGGUUAUCAAUGAAGCCAUCCACAUGCAAAAAGUUAUCUAUUAUCUGUGCAUCCUUCUCCAGGACCCUCAGGAUCCUCAAGGAGUGUCUGAGGUUGUGCCACUCUUUCAGAAUCCAAGACACAAGACGGCACCACUUACUAAUGACUUUCAAGUUUCAUGAGAAAUACCACUUUUGAUGGAAAAGAUAGCUGCUUAGUCAGAGAUAUUCAGUAUGCAGCUGAACUCCCUGGAGAACAAAAGGGAGGAUUUCUGCCCAAAGCCAUGCUCACCUGAGCCAUCAGAGCCACCAUUUCCAGCGCUAAUUCCUUAUUAACAGGAAACCUUCCACUGGCUAUUUCACUGCUGACUUGGAAGGCCAGCAGCAGCCGUUCCCGGUCUGUCUCGCCUUUAGCCUGGCUCCGAAAAUACAGUCUAAAAAGAAGAGAGAAUUGCAAAAGAAAAAAUUUGUUGUGAACUAACUGAGAAUAGAGGUGGAAAUUUUAAUCAAGAUAGGUAAAAACAGAAGUUCUCUUCCCUGCCCUCCCCCCUCUGCCGCCCCGAGUGACCUUUGUGCAUUAGGAGGGACCUGGACAGAGAUUCAAAAACUGAGCUGUUUCCUUCAUGAACAAGAUUUGGACAAGGAGGCUCAAAGCAUCCUGUAUAGCUCUGGAAGGCACUUGAAUUCUGUAAGCCAGCCACUUCAAGACAGCAAAGCGGGAAGAAACGCAGAAACUUCAUGUCCCCCCUCCCCACCACAAACGGACAAUAUUUAAGACAUGGGCUUUAACUUCUCUGCUUUUUACAGAAUAUAGAGCUGCCUCUGCUCUGAGACAUGGCAAGUGUUUUGCAAGCUUCUGUAUGGCAUCCUGGCCAUUCUUAUAUUCAUUACAACCCUCCGUCACAAAAGAUUGUCAAAUACAGCUAAGAUCCAAUAGGAGCCCAGUUAGCACUUCUUGUUUUUU
Molecule: messenger RNA, 1371 nt
Organism: Rhea pennata
Lineage: Eukaryota; Metazoa; Chordata; Aves; Rheiformes; Rheidae
Gene: PIGH
Product: phosphatidylinositol glycan anchor biosynthesis class H
Exons: 5
Coding region: 48-590 (180 amino acids)
Biological process (GO): GPI anchor biosynthetic process
Cellular component (GO): glycosylphosphatidylinositol-N-acetylglucosaminyltransferase (GPI-GnT) complex
Source: RefSeq, a predicted model, not a curated record